ACGGCCGCGUCUGUAAUGGUAGUAACUGAACAAAAUUAUAAGGAAUUAUUACAAUCAACAUUAGAUGAUGCUGAAUGUAUAAAUGCAUAUUGUGCUGGUGUAGAUUUUCAAGAGAAACAUAAAAUUGUUUACAUGCUAGUUCGUGAAUUGUGUAUUCAUUCUCAUAAAGAAGCAUUAAUAUUAUAUCCAGUGGUGAAAUCAAUGUUAGAAAAUGGUGCUGAAUUGAUUAAAGAUGCUAUCAAAGAACAUCGAGAAAUCGAAAGACUUUUAUCGAAGCUUGAUAGUUUACAUACGGUCGAACAAUUUACUCAUAAAAUGGAUGAAUUGGUACAUGAAACCUUGGCCAAUGUGUUUAUACAUAUACGUGAAGAAGAAGCGGAAUUAAUACCAAGUUUAAGAAAAGUUAUUGAGGAUGAAUUAGCGGUUAAAUUAGGUCGACAAUUUGAAGCGGCUACAAAACAAGUAUCGAGUAGACCACAUCCAGAUGCACCUAUGGAAGGCGAAGCUGCACUAUUAGCUGAUCGAUUUGAAGCACCAAUGGAUAAAUUAGCUGAUGAAGCUCGAUUUGGCUUUGUUGAUCCAGCCAGUCAUUUGAAUGCAAUAACUGAUGCUUACCAUACUAAACAUUAA
Molecule: messenger RNA, 630 nt
Organism: Didymodactylos carnosus
Lineage: Eukaryota; Metazoa; Rotifera; Eurotatoria; Philodinida; Philodinidae
Source: the annotation of a GenBank genome assembly